UCCAGGGGAGCCUUUCUGACUCGUCCAUCCACCACCUGCUCAAACGUGUUUUAUACAAAUCCUAUAGAAACUACUCAUGAAGAGAUGUUAAAAAUUCCGUUCUUCUGUGUUAAAUUCAUCAGAUCCUUGUCAGAUGCACGCCUAUGUGACUAAAACCGGGAUGGCCUUGUUGCACGGUGAAGGCUCUGGGCACGCCUACGAUGUCCGCCUGAAGCUGACGAAAGAGGUACUGACAAUUCAAAAACAAGAUGUCAUCUGUGUUAGUGGCAGCAAUCACAGUGCAAAUCACAGAACUGUUACGCUUCGCAGACAGCCCGCGGGCGGCUUGGGCCUGAGCGUGAAGGGCGGCGUGGAACACGGGGUCCCGGUCGUCAUAUCGAAGAUAUUCAGAGACCACGCAGCCGACCAGACAGGGAUGUUGUUCGUAGGGGACACCCUUCUCCAGGUUAACGGCAUUAACGUACAAAAUGCAACCCACGGAGAAGUGGUGCAUCUCUUGAGAAAUGCUGGCAAUGAAGUGACCGUUGCUGUGGAGCAUCUCAGGGAAGCACCAUCAUUUCUGAAGCUCCCGUUAGGGUCCCCGGGACCGUGCAGCGAGCCCGCCAGCGGGGCCUCCUCCCCGCUCUUCGACAGUGGUUUGCACCUGAACGGAAACCCCAGCAGCACAGCUCCGUCCUCGCCUUCCUCGCCCGCGGCUAAGGAACCAAAAUACGAGAAGCGCUGGCUGGACGCCGUGUCACUCCCUCUGUCCAUGGCUCGGGUCUCCCGGUGCAGAGCUGGAGCGGAAAAGUUAAGGUCCAGCGCGUUCGAGGUGCAGGCCCUGGACGGGGCGAGCUCAGGAGUCCUUCGGUUUCACACGGCCCAGGAGAGCGCCGACUGGCUGAGGGCCGUGUCUGCCAACAUCAGCGCCCUGAUGCUGCAAAAUGUGAAACUGGCAAAUAAGUGCUGUCCUCCUUGUGACCAGGUCGUCCACAUGGGAUGGGUCAGCGAGAGGCUGGGAGGCACCGGCUCCCCUCAAACCUCCAGAUCCAGGUUCCUGGCCCUGAAGGGCUCGUCCUUCUACGUCUUCGUCUCUCCUCCGGUGAGCACAUUAGACUGGGUCCGAGCAGAAAAAACCUAUAACCUCUGUGAGGUCCUAUUUAAAGUUCACAAGUUCUGGCUCUCGGACGACUGCUGGGCACAGGCCAGCCUCUGCCCGGGUCUCCAGGACCCCGGCUGCAGGGACCACAGGCCCUUCUGCUUCAGCGUCCUCGUGGGCCACGGCGGGAGCCAUGUGUUCAGCGUGGAGCUGGGGAGCGAGCUGGCCACGUGGGAGCUGUCCUUCCAGAGGGCCACCUUCCUGGAAGUGCAGAGGAUGGGGUCCAGGACGUACACGUGCAGCUGGCAAGGAGAUGCUCUGUGCUUCACGGUGGAUUUUGCUCUGGGGUUCACCUGUUUCGAGAGGAAGACCAAGAAUGUGCUCUGGAGAUUUAAAUUCUCUCAGCUGAAGGGGUCGUCAGAUGACGGGAAGGCUCGGGUGAAGCUGCUGUUUCAGAAUCUGGACACCAAGCAGGUGGAGAUGAAGGAGCUGGAGUUCCAGGACCUGACGGGCGUCCUGCACUGCGUCCACUCCUUCAUGGCGGCGAGGGUGGCCUCCGUGGAUCCCGAGUUUAUCGAGAGCCAGAGCGUUACCAGCAAAUUCAUGCACAGCAGCUGA
Hippopotamus amphibius kiboko is the source of this 1696-nucleotide messenger RNA. It is a transcript of the gene SNTG2, whose product is annotated as syntrophin gamma 2. Lineage: Eukaryota; Metazoa; Chordata; Mammalia; Artiodactyla; Hippopotamidae. Gene Ontology annotation, molecular function: protein binding; structural molecule activity. The coding region runs from base 134 to 1696 and encodes 520 amino acids. The transcript has 17 exons. The record is from RefSeq and is a predicted model, not a curated record. Gene Ontology annotation, cellular component: intracellular anatomical structure; dystrophin-associated glycoprotein complex.